CCAACGUUGAUCACCAAGUGGUGCUUCAUUUGUAACUGUUGUACAAACUGAUUGUGCAGUAAUAUCGAAACAACCCAGAUUGCCGCUACCUUGCUGUGCACAAUUGCCUGGUUGUUGACCACUGACAUAGCAUAACAGGACGACCAUUGUUGCAGCUACCAUUUGUAAACUGUUUGUUGUGCUUGCCAUGUUAAAUCGAAUCUUGUUGCCUUGCUAUAGAUGAUCGGAUAGCAACUUGCUUACUGUGUUUUUCGGAUUGAGUUUGUUUGAGUGAACGUUUGUUGUGAAGAGCAUAAGCCAAUUCUUGUCUACUGUAACUAUUUUCCUUUUAAGACGAAAAAACUCAAUCUUAUUCACAUUCCAUAUGAGAAAAUCGUUGGUGUAACAUCAGAUGAUUUAAGUAAAACAAUUGUGAAUCCAUUAUCAAAUGAAUUAAAAUAUCGAAAUGAUCGAAUAGAAAUAUUACAGAAAGAAAAUGAUCAAUUAAGACAAAUUCAAAAUGAUUUAACAAAAAAAAUGUCUGGAAAUACAAAACAUGGUACAAUUUCAUCAUUUUUAAGCGAAGAUGGUGUUUCAGAUAAAAAUGUUAUAUUAGCUCAAAAAGUGGAUGAUUUACGUCAAAAAUUGGCAGAUGAAUGUCAGAAAAGUGAAAUAUGUAAAAUGGAGGUAAUAUUUGAUAUCCUUUGUAAAUUUGUAUGAAUUUAUUUUGUUAAUUUUUUUGUAGUUACGUUUAAAAACGAACGAGUUAAAAGAAUGUAAUCAAGAUUUUCUUAUCAGAUAACAAAAAUAUGAUGAACAUAUUAAUGAUUUAUCGUCAAAAUUGAAAUUAAUUACAGAUAGAUAUCAAGAGAUGACAUCAACAUUAAAUCAAGAUUCUAAAUUAAAAAAACAGAAUAUAGAACAACU
This is a messenger RNA of Didymodactylos carnosus, 906 nucleotides long. Lineage: Eukaryota; Metazoa; Rotifera; Eurotatoria; Philodinida; Philodinidae. The record is from the annotation of a GenBank genome assembly.